This is a messenger RNA of Cadophora gregata, 1386 nucleotides long. Its product is annotated as Carbon-nitrogen hydrolase. The coding region runs from base 1 to 1386 and encodes 461 amino acids. Gene Ontology annotation, biological process: protein catabolic process. Gene Ontology annotation, molecular function: protein-N-terminal glutamine amidohydrolase activity; protein-N-terminal asparagine amidohydrolase activity. NCBI's taxonomy places the organism in Eukaryota, Fungi, Ascomycota, Leotiomycetes, Helotiales, Ploettnerulaceae. The transcript has 6 exons. The record is from RefSeq and is a predicted model, not a curated record.
AUGAGAAUAGGGUGCUUGCAAUUUGCGCCCCAGGUUGGAGAUGUCGACAACAACCUCAACCACGCCGACUGUGUCUUAAGCAGGUCCAAUCCUCAAGAUCUGGAUCUGCUUGUACUGCCCGAAUUGGCAUUCUCUGGAUAUAACUUCCGAUCGUUGCAGCACAUCUCCCCUUACCUUGAGCCUACUGCGGCGGGCAUCACUUCUCUCUGGGCUCGCACUACAGCACUAAAGCACAACUGUGUAGUUGCCGCUGGCUACCCUGAGAAAGUCGAUGUUAGCAAGAAAUGGCCUCCAAAUCCCGAGUACUAUAAUUCUGUUAUUAUGGUUAACACAGAGGGUGAGACUAUCGCCAAUUAUCGUAAAUCAUUCUUGUACUACACCGAUGAGACCUGGGCUCUCGAGGGGCUCGGCUUUUAUGCCGGAGCGAUCGAGGGGCUCGGCAACAUUGCCCUUGGGAUAUGUAUGGAUUUGAACCCCUACAAGUUCGAGGCGCCGUGGAGCGCAUGGGAAUUCUCACAUCAUGUUCUUCAUGUUGAAGCAAACAUAGUUAUUUUGUCAAUGGCUUGGCUCACCCGUGAAGAUCCAAGAUCUUUUAGCAGAGCUCCAAGCGAGCCUGAUAUGGAUACACUUGCCUACUGGCUGGGUAGGCUAGAACCUCUCAUCAGAGCAGAGGCUGUCGGUGAAAUCAUCGUCAUAUUCGCCAACCGCUGUGGUACGGAAGAAGAGGUCGUAUACGCAGGAACAAGUGCAGUGAUUGGAAUCAAUAAUGGCGAAGUGAAAGUAUACGGACUUCUCGGCAGAGGAGAAAAAGAGCUCUUAGUGGUCGAUACCGACGAGCGGCCACGGGCCAAGCUUGUCUCAACGCCGAACUCUUGCGCCACAGAAGAGCCAGAAACUGCUCCAUCACCUGAGCCUGCCGAACAAGAGCCAGUGAGCUUCCCAAAUUGGUCUGACCCAGAUAGUGGAGAUAGGUCUGAAGAUAUCGAUGACUACUACUACAAAUUUUCACCUGUAUCACCAUCAGAUUCUCGGUGCCCACCAAUUUUCUUCAGUCCUAAGCCAACUCCUAUCAGCGAAAGCUACUACGACUUCCCGACUCCAGAUUGCUCACGAACGAGCUUCACAGCUGCAUCACCAGAUUCUCCAACUUUUCGCCGGCCAUCAUCCCCAAAGUCUAGAAACGUGAGUCGAAAUGAAAAUCGCGAGGAGGCGACCUCAGAGGUAGUCUUUCCAGACAUCCACAAGGUGGAUGAAAGUUAUGUGGGCCGUAGUGGACGCAAUUCCGCCUCUGCAGUGCCGGAUGGAUGUCAGUCUACAUUCUCUCCAAAUUCUCUUGGCCCAAGAAGUCAGAAUGUCAUGCCUCGUCCGAAAAGUACAGUGUGGUAG